Molecule: messenger RNA, 477 nt
Organism: Camelina sativa (false flax)
Lineage: Eukaryota; Viridiplantae; Streptophyta; Magnoliopsida; Brassicales; Brassicaceae
Source: RefSeq, a predicted model, not a curated record
AUGAACAUUUUUCCUCUUGUUGUUUGUCCUUUGGUUGUGGUGGAUCCACCAACUACCACAUCCUCGUCCGACUUCCACAGCGGGAGUUCAACAGCUCCGGUGUUUGCUACUAAAGGAACGAUCGGUCCGACUUCUAGCCCGAUCGGUCCCGACACUAACACAACAACUUCUGCAACAGUUAGACCGAUCGCUCCGAACGCCAGACCGAGGGAUCCUCCACCAAGACCGAUCAAUCUUCCACCAAGACCGGUCGAUCCUACAUCUCUGCCUGUUGUUGCUAACCCUCUUGUGUCUUCAGUACCGGUUGAGCCAUUGGGUAAGGGUUUUCGAGCCAAGAAGAAGUCGACUUUUAAAGUGUUUCUUGCCAAUGUUACUGCUUUCACGAAACCUCAUUCUUUCAAAGAUGAGAUGGAAUUUGAUGUCUGGCGCAAAGCAAUGGGGUUCGAAAUCACAGCCUUAGAGGAUAAUGAUUCAUGA